UAUAUAUAUAUACUAAAACACUAUUCACAAUGAUACGAUAUAUUUUUUCAACUAAUUGCAUUUAUUUACUAUGAAAAAUAUUAUUACGUCACCAUAAUAGAUUAGAGUACACAUCAUGGUGUGGAAUCAGUAAAAAAUAUAUUAACACUAACCUUAACUUUCUAAUAAUGCAGCCCAGCACACACUAAUGUCCAAACAAAAACAAAAUCUAAUAAUUUCAAUCACUCUACCAAUGAUAAAGCACAUCAUAACACAAAUUAAGAAAAAAGAAACAAUAAAUAUAAAUAAAUAAAUCAGUGAGUAAUAAAUAAAUACAGUCAUCCACAACAAAACAAAAGCAAUAAAAAUAAAUUAAUAAAACAGUCUGGUGGGCCGGGCCCACAUUCUUCCAUGUCGGGUCUUUUAAGUACCCCUCUCUCUCUCUCUCUCCAUUCCUCUGCCACAGAAACUAAAUAUUCCUCUUCCUCUCUAAUACUUCCUUCCUCAUCCUCGUUCCAUCAAUUCUCUCCCUCUCUCUCAGGCCACCAAACCAACCAUGGAGGAAACUAACCCACCACCAUCAUCAACACCGUUGAUCCCCAAAAAACUAAGCAACGCUGUUCGUCUGAUCAUGUUCAUGAUCCAAAAGGGUGUGUCGAUCAAGCGAAAGCGUCUGAUGAUCUUGAUCCCCGAUCUCGGCCACGUCAUGAUGGAACGCGGGAAGGUCCUCGGAAAGUCGUUCAACGACCUCAUGAUUCGCCACAACACCGCCCUCGGCUGUAGCUCUCACGAUGUUCGAAUGUCGUUCGUGUCGCCGAGGGAGUACGAGUUCAGCUGCAGCAGCACCCCACCGCAUCGCAUCUACUCCGCUGCCCGCGUCGCCAGAAAUAAUAAGCGCAAAAACGGAGGAGGUCGUUACCGUUAUGUUAAUGACAGUAACUAUAAUAAUAUUGGUACUAAUAAUAAUAAUAAUAAACACGUUGACGUCGGUUACUACAAGCAGUACUACGGAAGUGGAAAUACUAAACAAGACGACGUCGUUUCCGUUGUCAGCUCCGUUAAGUCGUCGCUGAGAGGAGGAGCCGGUGGUAGUACCAAUGGGGGUGACGACGAUGAGUUCCCCGUCGACAAGGCAGCGGAAGAGUUUAUUGAGAGGUUUUACAGAGAGUUAUUGUUGCAGAAGUUAAAUCUGGCGCGUGAGACCACGGCGACGGUUCGAUUUGGCUGACGAGCCUCUAGCCGUGGCUCGUGCGUGCGUGCGUGCGUGCGCGCGCGUUUGUGUUUGCUGUAAUUGAAAUCGAACAACCUAUCAAAUUCAAACGAACGCUCUGCUUUUGUUAAUGUACAUUAGUAAGAAAAAUUAACCGAUAGUUAAUCAAGCUUUUUAACCGUUAUAAACUUUAUAAUUUCUCUUUUUUUCGUUUUU
Messenger RNA from Humulus lupulus (European hop), 1405 nucleotides. RefSeq lists its product as uncharacterized. The transcript has a single exon. The record is from RefSeq and is a predicted model, not a curated record. Lineage: Eukaryota; Viridiplantae; Streptophyta; Magnoliopsida; Rosales; Cannabaceae. The coding region runs from base 536 to 1207 and encodes 223 amino acids.